This is a messenger RNA of Prosopis cineraria, 486 nucleotides long. Its product is annotated as zinc finger BED domain-containing protein RICESLEEPER 3-like. Gene Ontology annotation, molecular function: DNA binding. The transcript has a single exon. Lineage: Eukaryota; Viridiplantae; Streptophyta; Magnoliopsida; Fabales; Fabaceae. The record is from RefSeq and is a predicted model, not a curated record. The coding region runs from base 1 to 486 and encodes 161 amino acids.
AUGUCUGCCUCCCGUGAAGGUGAAGGACAAACUAUCACUCCAAAUAGCCAAACACUAACUCCAUCUUCAACAUCUAAUACUGAAGUGAGUUCAAGAAAAAGGAAGGCCAUACAGCUAAGGUCUGAAGUUUGGGAGCAUUUUUACAAAUAUGUUAAUAAGCACGGAGAAACCAAAGGUAAGUGCAAUUAUUGUGAAAGGGAGUUUUUAUGUGAUCCAAAAAGGAAUGGGACUACUGCACUUAAAAAUCAUAUGGGUGUGUGUAAGAAACGGCCUCCUCCUGAAGAAGGCAUACAAACCCACUUAAAUUUUGGUAUAGAUCAUAAUGCUUCUAUUCUUGCUAACUGGAAAUUUGAUCAAGAAGCAAUUAGAAAAUCUUUGGCAAACAUGGUUAUAACUGAUGAACUUCCUUUCAAAUUUAUUAAUGGGUUUGGGUUUAAACACUUUAUGGUUGCUGCUCAACCAAGAUUUAAGGUUCCUUCUAGAUAG